CUGCAAGACGAAGUCAAGAUAGGCGACUACUACCUUCGAUUGUUACUCCAGGAAGCAGAUGAAACUGCUACGCCAAUACACAAUCCGUUAGUAAACAAAGUGUCAUUUACAAAAACAACUGAAUUCUUCAAUAACGUCUACCAUCGAUUUCUUUUGUCUGCAAGAUGCGAAAUGCGAUGUCUUUGCCUUAAAGCUAUGGCUGUGACAUACGGACGUCAUCAUAUGACCAUAGGACCAUUUGAGGAUUCUCGGCAUUUUGUUAGCAUGCUUGCAAAGUGUACGAAUGCAGCGGAGCGAGACCACUUUAUAUUGCUGAUAUCAAAGCUAGUCUUGAACAAGGAUAAUGUACGGGAAUUGAUCAGCUCUCAAUUGCUUCCAAUUCUAGUCGAUUUAGCGGCACUCGCUCAUCUUCAUGUGCAAAGAGCAAAAAUUCAAAAUCAGAUGGGUAGAACAUUUCGCCAGUGUGUUAGUAAAUCUUUUCAGACAAAUGUCAUAGAAGCCAGCUCUGAGCAGAUGAGUGAAGGCAGUUCGGCAGAAUGGUAUUAUGCCACGAGUGAUAACAAUAAGGAGAGACUCGGGCCAUUUUCUUUUGAAAAGAUGAAGACCUUUUAUGCGGAGAAAACCAUAUUUGAGAAAACGGCCGUGUGGGCUGCAGGGCUGGAGAAAUGGGAACCUCUCAGCAAAGUUCCUCAAUUUCGAUGGACAGUUUGCCUUGGACAGCAACAGACUGGAGUUCCGCUCUACAAUUUCACGGAGCUUUGCUCGUUAUGUCUUGAUAUAAUGAUACAAAUGUGCGAAUUCUUCCCAUCAAGAGAUGAAAACAACAGCGUCGUACGACCGAUGCCUCAAGUCAAGAAGAGCCUUACGGAA
Messenger RNA from Strongylus vulgaris, 870 nucleotides. NCBI's taxonomy places the organism in Eukaryota, Metazoa, Nematoda, Chromadorea, Rhabditida, Strongylidae. The record is from the annotation of a GenBank genome assembly.